UUUCUGAAUAUUUUUAUAAAUAUUCUUAAAAUCCUGCACUUUUUUCUGCCUUAUACUGCAGCACUAUCCUUUCCUCCUGCAUUUUUAUUAUUAAACAAAAACAUUAGGAAAUUGGGGAAGAUACUAAAAAUAUCUCCAGGACUGAGUUGGAGUUGGGGUUGUUUUUCUUGUUUUGUGCACUUCUCAGAUGAAUCCCUAGUUUUGUUACAAGGUCCUUUGUACUGUAUACAAUGGAGCAUGUAGAUAAAGGAAAAGAAUCAUCAAAUAGUGACAAUGAAGUAGAAGCCACAAAUUCUCCAAUUAUUUGUGGCCUUCCAGAUGAUAUUUCUCUUAUGUGCCUGGCAAGAAUUCCUAGAAAAUAUCAUUCUGUCCUGAAGUGUGUCUCAAAGAGAUGGAGGGACUUAAUUUGCAGUGAAGAGUGGAUCUGUUAUCGCCGAAAGCACAAACUCGAUGAAACCUGGAUUUAUGCUUUGUGCAAGGACAAAUCAAAGGAGAUUUUCUGUUAUGUUUUGGAUCCAACUGACCCCAUAAGAUAUUGGAAGCUCGUUGGUGGUCUUCCACCUCACAUCUCAAAAAGAGAAGGCAUGGGUUUUGAAGUGUUGGGAAAUAAGCUAUUCUUAUUGGGUGGUUGUAGAGAGUUUCUAGGUUCUACAAACGAGGUUUAUUCAUAUGAUGCCUCCUCAAACUGUUGGGCUCAAGCUACUUCCUUGUCAACAGCUAGGUACAACUUUGCUUGUGAAGUUUUGGAUGAAAAACUAUAUGUUAUCGGGGGAAGUGGUUCAAAUUCAAGUGAUCAUUCUUGGGAGACUUUUGACCCUUUGACAAAUUGUUGGACAUCUCAGACAGAUCCUAAAAUUGUUUCUGAAAUUAAACAUUCAGUGGUUCUUGAUGGGAAUAUAUACGUUCGAUGUGCCAGAUUUUGUGCAAAUCCUCGUGUAUUUUCUGUUGUCUAUAAACCAUCUAGUGGCACAUGGCAGUAUGCAGAUGAUGACAUGGUUUCAGGAUGGACAGGUCCUGUAGUUGUUGUUGAUGGUACCCUUUAUGUCUUGGAUCAUAGUUUGGGAAGAACUAGGUUAAUGAUAUCACUUAAAGAAGGACGCGAGUGGAUACCCGUUGGAAGGCUAUUACCUUUGCAUACUAGACCACCCUUUCAACUUGUUGCAGUUGGUAAAAGCAUUUUUGUUGUUGGGAGAGUGCUUAGCACUGUGGUUGUUGAUGUUGGUGAUUUGGGGAAUGAGGAUCAGGUGAUUGUGGGUUCUGCUGUACCCGGAUUAUUAUUUGAUGUCAAUGUAUUAAGUGUUAAAUGCUUGUCAAUCUGAAGCAUUAUGUUAAGAGACAUGUAUCAAUGUUGCAUGAUACUUUUUUCUUUUCAUAUUACAAUGAUAGUACUGAAGUUUGAACGUGUGACUUAUAUGUAAAUUACUCUAAUCCGGCAUUUGCAUUGUCAAUCCUAGUGGUAUGUUGCAUAAUUGGGACUGUGUUUGUACUUAUUUGCGUGGGUUACUCUGUUUGACUACUUUGUAUUUCUUGGGUCAGUCCACUUUGGGAUAAAGUGAUAUUUUUAGUCACAACUUCAUUCCCAAGUCAAGGAUCGAUCUCCAUUGCCAACAACUUUGGAUUGCCAAAAAUAUGAAUCUUAAUAAUCUCAUAAA
This is a messenger RNA of Glycine soja, 1652 nucleotides long. Its product is annotated as F-box/kelch-repeat protein SKIP4-like. The record is from RefSeq and is a predicted model, not a curated record. NCBI's taxonomy places the organism in Eukaryota, Viridiplantae, Streptophyta, Magnoliopsida, Fabales, Fabaceae. The transcript is spliced from 3 exons. Bases 231 to 1319 code for a protein of 362 amino acids. Gene Ontology annotation, molecular function: protein binding.